This is a messenger RNA of Symbiodinium necroappetens, 297 nucleotides long. The record is from the annotation of a GenBank genome assembly. Lineage: Eukaryota; Dinophyceae; Suessiales; Symbiodiniaceae.
GCAUGCAACGCGCUGCUAUUGAAGGUCAACCAGAUCGGAUCCAUUUCGGAGGCGAUCGAUGCUGCCAACAUGUCCAUGUACAAUGGCUGGGGUGUCAUGGUGUCUCAUCGCUCUGGAGAGACGGAGGACUCCUUCAUCGCCGACUUGGUGGUCGGACUGCGCACAGGUCAGAUUAAGACUGGCGCGCCUUGCCGCAGCGAGCGCUUGGCGAAGUACAAUCAGCUGCUGCGCAUUGAAGAAGAACUUGGGUCCAAGGCCGUGUAUGCUGGGGAGAAGUUUCGCAACCCUUCCGCCUAG